UGGUGGCUCGAUCCAAAAAGUAAAUGAAAAAAAAAAAAAAUUGUACAAAACUACAUGUAAAGAGGAGUUUCGUUGCGUACUACAUUUGAAUUGUGAUUCGGGAACUCGGGAAGCGCACAACAGAGCCUUGGCCAGUGAUCAUGAAUCACCACAGUUUAUAACGAAUAAAAAAUGGCGGCAUAUUUGAGCAACAAAAAUUAAUAUACGUUUCAUAUACUUCAUAAUUCUUCCAUUAUUGCAGGAGAAUUUGGUAAGAAUUUCCAUAUACAAGAACCGAAUCAUUCCUUUUUAAAGGUAUUAUCAAUUGGUUGAAUCAGUCAUCGAUUGUAUUGAAUGGCGAGCAAAAGAUUAUUGCAGUAUGCCGUUAGAAGACUCGAUAAAGGGUUGGGAACAAGGGCUUAUGGUGCUGUUCCUGAAACCCAAAUUCCUUCCUCUUCACAACAUCUAAUCAAUUUGGAGUAUCAGUACAGUGCUCACAAUUACCACCCAAUUCCGAUGGUCUUCUCUCAAGCAAGGGGUUCGACAAUAUGGGAUCCAGAGGGAAACAAAUAUCUUGACUUUCUGUCAGCAUACUCUGCUGUUAACCAGGGACACUGUCACCCUAAGAUCAUGAAGGCGUUGGUUGAGCAGGCAGAAAAACUAACUCUCAGUUCUAGAGCCUUCUAUAAUGACAAAUUUCCCGUAUUGGCGGAGAGGAUAACAAGUAUGUUUGGAUACGAGAUGGUACUACCAAUGAAUACCGGGGCAGAAGGGGUAGAAACUGCUCUGAAACUUGCAAGAAAGUGGGGUUACCUAAAGAAAAACAUUCCUGACAGUGAGGCUAUUAUUGUUUCAUGUUGCGGUUGCUUCCAUGGUCGUACCUUAGCAGUCAUUUCUAUGAGCUGUGACAACGAAGCGACUCGAGGUUUUGGUCCUUUGUUACAGGGUCAUCUUAAAGUUGAUUUUGGAGAUGAAGUUGCGCUAGAGAAAAUUUUCAAAGAGCAUGGAGACCGUAUUGCUGGAUUCUUAUUUGAACCCAUUCAAGGCGAGGCAGGGGUCAUAGUUCCGAAAGAAGGCUACUUGAAAGCUGUCAGAGAUCUCUGCACAAAAUAUGGACUGUUGAUGAUUGCUGAUGAAAUACAAUGUGGCUUGGGAAGAUCUGGGAGAAUGUUGGCUUGUGACUGGGAGGGUGUCCGCCCAGAUGUUGUUAUUCUUGGAAAAGCUUUGGGAGGUGGCGUAAUACCUGUCAGUGCCGUUCUUGCUGACAAAGAUGUGAUGCUGUGUAUACGACCUGGAGAACAUGGAAGUACUUUUGGUGGAAAUCCGUUGGCAAGUGCUGUUGCUGUAGCAUCCCUUGAUGUUCUCAAAGAAGAAGGGCUUGCCGAGAGGUCUGCUCAGUUGGGAGAGGAGCUCAGGCAUUUGCUGAAUAAGGUUCAGCAGCAGUACCCUACAUUCAUAAAAGGAGUGCGUGGAAAAGGUCUAUUUUAUGCACUUGAACUCAAUAGCAAGGCUCUGCAUCCUGUCUCAGCGUAUGAUAUGUGCCUUAAACUAAAGGAACGAGGUGUUCUUGCUAAGCCUACUCACAACACUAUCAUACGAUUAACUCCUCCACUUUCAAUAAGUUUGGAUGAGCUUAAAGUUGGGACAAAAGCACUGUCGGAAGUGUUUGAGUUUGAUCUACCGAAGAUGCAGAAGGAGAAGCCUGAUCAAGCGACCUCAAAUGAGGUGGAUUUAUGUGAUCGUUGUGGUAGAAACUUAUAUGCAUCGGAGUAAACUUCCUACUCGUUUAUCGGCUCUCUUAACUUAUGAACUUAUACACAGCAACUUCAAUGGUGCUAUUUAGUCUCUAUUCAUGUGUUUCACCUGAAAAUUGUAUGUGAUUUUAGAACAAUGUUUCUUCUGUUUACAUAACCUUUUAAGAUAUGCAAUGAAAUGGGGUGUUGGUCCUGAAAAAUGCUUCAACGAGUCUUUUUCCUCACUUUCUCAUAAAGUAUAUUUUGUUUGCCUCAUCAUUAAUUCCUUUGAAAAACAAUUUUUUUUUACGUAUAUAGCUAGUGAUGGCCGCAGUCCAACUUGGGUCAAUUUUGGUCCCACCAAAUGAAACCUGAUUCGGACUGCAGUUUGACGAUUAUG
This is a messenger RNA of Amaranthus tricolor (Joseph's coat), 2112 nucleotides long. Its product is annotated as ornithine aminotransferase, mitochondrial. Gene Ontology annotation, cellular component: cytoplasm. The transcript has 11 exons. Bases 334 to 1752 code for a protein of 472 amino acids. Gene Ontology annotation, molecular function: identical protein binding; L-ornithine transaminase activity; pyridoxal phosphate binding. Lineage: Eukaryota; Viridiplantae; Streptophyta; Magnoliopsida; Caryophyllales; Amaranthaceae. The record is from RefSeq and is a predicted model, not a curated record.